Molecule: messenger RNA, 4880 nt
Organism: Dunckerocampus dactyliophorus (ringed pipefish)
Lineage: Eukaryota; Metazoa; Chordata; Actinopteri; Syngnathiformes; Syngnathidae
Gene: cnga1b
Product: cyclic nucleotide gated channel subunit alpha 1b
Exons: 17
Coding region: 231-4514 (1427 amino acids)
Biological process (GO): monoatomic cation transmembrane transport
Cellular component (GO): intracellular cyclic nucleotide activated cation channel complex; plasma membrane
Molecular function (GO): protein-containing complex binding; intracellularly cGMP-activated cation channel activity; cGMP binding
Source: RefSeq, a predicted model, not a curated record
ACACUAAAUGUCCUUUGAUAACAAACACUAAAAGAAGAAAAUUCAUUGUCCAUAUGAAGCGAACAGGACAUAGCUAACGUCCUGUUAGCAUAACAGGCUAAUAGCAGCUAGCCCACAAUCCGUCUUUGUUGUCCGUCUUGUGAUGUUUUGUGGAAAACUUUCAAAGGUUUUUAAGCGAAUAAUUUGUUCUUGCGUCCUUAAUUGUGUCAUACUUUUCCUCGUCAUUUUCCAUGUUAAAUAACUUGCUCCAACUUGAGUUGUUUCUUGGCGGAGUCGACGAUGUGAUGGCCCCCACGUCAAUGAAGCUGCGCGUACGUCGCUGUGACGCCAAAAAUGGCAGUAGCACCAGCGGGCAGCAGGAGGAAGAGGACAGGAGCCGAGGGAGCGGCAGUAGAAGUCGCAGGAAGAAGAAGACCAACAACACUCGGGGUAUGCAGGCUGCCGCUUCUCCUCCUGCCUCCUCCUCUUCCUCUGCGUCGGCCCGAGCCCCUCUGGGUUCGGAGGAGGCAUCGCCUGACUCCAAGUGUCCCAUUUGCCUGGACCGCUUCAAUAACAUGGCGUACUUGGACCGCUGCCUGCACCGGUUCUGCUUCCCAUGCAUCCAGGAGUGGUCGCACAACAAGGCCGAGUGUCCACUCUGCAAGCAGCCUUUCGCCUCCAUCUUGCACUCAGUGCGUGGCCAUGAUGACUUCAAAGAGUACACGCUGCGUCCUGUCCCCCCAAGCAGCAGUGUUGCUGCCACGGUGGCCAUGGUGGCGGCCAUGGCAUCAGCAGCAAGGAAUGACCAGCAGAUGAGGCUUUUGCUGAGGAGGCACAGAGUCGCUGAUGGCACAGAAAGCACCGCCAGGAGGCGGAGGAGGGAGGAGGAACGUGGGGUGUGGGAGUGGUAUCUGGAUGUCCCACCUCUUUCUCUCCCUCCUCAUGAUGCAGACGCUGAUGGCGAGCAGCACCUGAGGGGUGCAACCAACCUGGUGGAGCACGGUGUCAUAUUUGAAGGCCUCUCAGGCCUGGGGGGUCCUGGAGCAGGCGCCCCCCCUAAUGACAGGGCAUCACGGCGGCUCAUGACCCGAUUGUCGGCGAGGCUACGUCUUCAGCGAGAAGGUGGGGUCCUGCGACGCCUCAGGGAGCGGGAGGCAGUGGCCUUUCGCCGCGCCCUCUACCGCUGCAGCGUACGUGUACACGGUGUGGCCGGCAUCGGUAGGACCGAGGAGCAGCGUGAUAUCACAGUUGACAGCUUCCGGCGGGACCCCGCCCAACUGAACAGACUACGCCCCUGGCUGCGCCGUGAGCUCACGGUGCUGUACGGUGCACACAGCUCACUUGUGGACUUUGUCCAGAACAUCAUCAUGGCAAGACUCGCUCGCCAUGGCUUGGAGGACACGGCAACUAUCGAGGAAGAGCUGCGACCAUUCCUGUUGUCCCGAACAGAGCACUUCCUCCACGAGCUGGUCAGUUUUGCCCGCUCGCCACUCACCCUGGACAACUACGACCUGCAGGCCGUGUACGAGCCGCCACCUGGUGCCAUGGAGCUGGACGCAUCAAGCGGUGGCUCCGCCAACAGCUCCAUCAUCGCCAUCUCUGAAGGGGAGGAGGCUGAAGAGGAGGACAAUCACCAUGAUGUAAUCCCAGACGGAAGUUGUCUCAGCCUGUCAGCCUGGGACGACGAGACGCCGGGCCCCUCCUACUCUACUGCAGAGGCUUUAAGCCCCGUCCCACAGGAGGCAGCCAAUGAGGAGGAGGGCGAGUGCAUGAUUGUAGGAUACAAGAAGCCGAUGGCCGAGCGCACGCCUGAACUCGUUCAGCUAUCAUCUGACACAGAAGGGGAGGAGCUCCAGAAGACUUCGGCCUUCUCCUUACCACCCACAAUUCCUCCCUCCACCUCAACCGCAAUCAAGGCGAAAGACACCGAGGUGGGCGAAGCUUGCUUCUCAGGCUCGUGCAGCUCGGUGUGCACACUCAGUCCACCCCCCACUGCCAAUUGUACCAGGAAAAGGAGGAGGAGGAGGAGAGGGCGAGGUCCAAGCGGCAUCUCAGCCAAUCCCAAUCGCUGCAUUUAUCCUGCCAUGAUGUGCUCCCCUUUGCGGUCCAGCCUAGAGUCCACCUCGCCGCUCCCUGCUAGUGCGGCAGACUCUGCUUCGGAAUACUGCUCCUCACAAGACUCCUGUCUCACCACUUCAUCCUCUUCCUCCUUCUGCUCCUCCCCACUGCCGACAUCGCCUCUCACGCCAUCGCGCUCUCACAGAGAGAAGCCCGGCGGGAAGCGGAAGUACAAGAGCCGACACCUCGACCGCCAGACGGACCCCAGCUGGAAGCCACGAGGGAGGAGGAGCAAAAGGAGGAGGCAUGGCAGACCAAAGAUGAGCAGCAGACGCAGUCCCAGCGUGGAGAUAGUCUAUGAGGGUGCCGCUCCCCCUGGUGCCACCCACAAACGCUACCGCAAGACGCAGCAGCACAACAGGCCGCCGCCCAUCAUUACGCUGGACAGCGACAGCAGUCCACCAAGUGGCCAGCACGACAACUUGGAACAUCUUCCACCUCUCUCAUUGGUACGCUUGGCCAGUUUGGGCAUGGCCACUGCUGCUGACAUCGGAGAACUUCCUGUGGACAUCCUAGACGGAGGAUCGGACCGGUCUGAGGAGCCAUCCUUUCAUGAAGGCGCAGCAGGAGGAGAAAGGAGGCUAAAAAGCGUGAAGGCAGCAUGCGGCGGAGGAGAAAAGGAUGCUCUGACUUACCAGGCCCGCCAGGAGGAGGAGGAGGAGGAGGAGGAGAGGAGGAAGGAGAGGAGGAAGAGGAGGACCGAGAAGAAGAAGAAGAAGAAAAAGAAGAAGAUGAAGGAGGAGAAGAAAGAGAAGGAGGAGAAGAAAGAGAAGGAGGAGAAAGAGGAGAAGAAGGAGGCAGUUGUGCAAGAGAUCACAGUCAUGGACCCAGCGGGGAACACAUACUAUCACUGGCUGUUCAUCAUCACCAUUCCCGUCAUGUACAACUGGACCGUCAUCAUUGCCAGGGCAUGCUUUGAGGAGCUGCAGAUGGACUACGUGCUCUACUGGUUCCUUUUGGACUUUUUUUGCGAUUUUCUGUACCUCGCUGACAUGGUCUUCAGAACCAGGACGGGCUACCUGGAACAGGGCCUUCUGGUGAAGGAUCAGCUGAAACUGCAUGAGCGUUACACGAAGAGCUUACAGUUCAAACUGGACCUGGCCUCCAUGAUCCCAACCGAUGUUCUGUAUGCCGUGCUGGGCCUCAACUACCCCGAGAUCCGCCUCAACAAGCUGCUGAGGUUCAACAGGAUGCUCGAGUUCUUCCAGCGGACCGAGACCAGAACCAACUACCCCAAUGCACUGCGGAUCUCUAACCUGGUCAUGUACAUCCUCAUCAUCAUCCACUGGAAUGCCUGCCUCUACUACUCCUUCUCCAAGGCCAUCGGUUUUGGCUCAGACAGAUUUGUAUAUCCUGACCCGGCGGAUCCGGAGUUCGGGCGCCUGGUGAGGAAGUACGCCUACAGCAUGUACUGGUCCACACUGACGCUCACUACCAUCGGAGAGACUCCGCCCCCUGUGGAGAACUCAGAGUACUUCUUUGUGGUCACUGACUUUUUGGUGGGCGUGCUGAUCUUUGCCACCAUCGUGGGCAACGUGGGCUCCAUGAUCACCAACAUGAACGCCGCCCGCGCCGACUUCCAGGCCCGCAUUGACGCCAUCAAGCAGUACAUGAGCUUCCGCAAGGUAACCAAAGACCUGGAGAAGCGCGUCAUCAAGUGGUUCGACUUCCUGUGGACCAACAAGAAAGCGGUGGACGAACGGGAGGUGCUCAAGUUCCUUCCGGACAAACUGAGAGCGGAGAUCGCCAUCAACGUGCAUCUGGAUACGCUCAAGAAGGUGCGUAUCUUCGCCGACUGUGAGGCAGGGCUGCUGGUGGAGCUGGUGCUGAAGCUGCAGCCUCAGGUCUACAGUCCUGGAGACUACAUCUGCAAGAAGGGCGACAUCGGCCGUGAGAUGUACAUCAUCAAGGAGGGAAAGCUUGCCGUGGUGGCCGACGACGGCAUCAAACAGUUUGUGGUCCUCAGUGAUGGAAGCUACUUUGGCGAGAUCAGUAUUCUGGCCAUCAAAGGCAGCAAAGCAGGAAACAGACGGACGGCAAACAUCCGGAGCAUCGGUUACUCCGACCUCUUCUGCCUUUCCAAGGACGACCUGAUGGAGGCGUUGACCGAGUACCCUGAUGCCAAAGCCUUGCUGGAGGAGAAGGGGAGACAGAUCCUGAUGAAGGAUGGCCUGCUGGACCUGGAGGUGGCGGCGCAAGGUCCUGACCCCAAGGAGAUGGAGGAGAAGGUAGACUAUAUGGCCAGUACGCUGGACGUCCUGCAGACGCGCUACGCACGUCUGCUGGCCGAACAUGAAGCCACUCACAGCAAGCUCAAGCAUAGAGUCAGCAGACUGGAGAGGAAGCUGCCGCCACCCCACCCCACCCAGCCAGGGCAUGCCCCGCCCCCAACACCUGACACACAGUCCAGCAAAUGACAAACAAUAAUACGAUAUGUGAAUUUUGUUGAUGUUUGUUAGAGUGAGCCACAAUGGAGGGCUCGAGUCUAUGACAGACUAUGACUUUGUUAAGCUAAUUAGUAUACAGUAUUGUCACUUAUAUUGCUAGCUAGCGAAGACUUCUCCUCCAUGAGCUCACAGUGUAUGCAGUCUAGAGAUGUGCGAAUCAUCAACGAACCGUUGAGAACUCGCGAGUUUUUUCGGGAGGUACUCGUCUCUGUUAACUCGUUCACUUACUGUGCUACCUCUAGUUAAUAUUUAAAAAAGGAAACAUGUCAUUAAUUGUGAAAAUGUUACUCUCCUAACUGCAUUUGUAUAAAUGUAUUAGCCACGUGGAAAAAGCAA